Molecule: messenger RNA, 3828 nt
Organism: Rhodofomes roseus
Lineage: Eukaryota; Fungi; Basidiomycota; Agaricomycetes; Polyporales; Fomitopsidaceae
Exons: 1
Coding region: 1-3828 (1275 amino acids)
Molecular function (GO): nucleic acid binding; zinc ion binding
Source: RefSeq, a predicted model, not a curated record
AUGCACGUCCAGACCGAUACCCGGGACGUCGACGAUCGUCGCCCCGAGGACCAGGGUGAGCAAACACCGCCGUAUCGCUCACCGAACCCUGAUGGUUCUGUUCGCAGAACCCCGUCGCCUCAGCACGUCGAACAAGAACUCGACCCUGGGAGUGCGCCAUCUCGGCGCGCACCGUCCCCUGCUCCUUCAGCUCGCUCAGAGACGCGGCGCACGUCCGAAGCAAGUAUUCGCGACAUGUGCCAGCGGUUCGUCGAGAUGAUCAACGACCGUCUCGAAGAUUCGGACGAAGUCAUCCGAAACGCGGCGAAUUUCGCCAACACCGCGUUGCGUGACGUCAUGGCGGCUCAGCAACGAGCGGCCGAGACCCGCAACCUCACGCGAACAAUGUUCGAGAACAUCCGAAGGGAAUUGGACCGUCUCAGGUACGAUCCAGCCGAAGAGGAAGAAGAGGUACGUGACGAUGUUCACGGUCCUCGUGCCUCUCCGCAUUCCAGUGACCCCAGACAGCCAUCGCCGCAUAUUCGCGACGACGACUACGUCGAGACCAUGUCGCUCGAUACCAUGUUCGCGCCGAGGCAACUGAACGAAUCUGACACCCAAUACGCCAACCGUGUUUGGCGUCGGGACCAAUUCUUGGACCGCCAAGGUAUGGAACAACGCCAACGUGAACGUGAGGCUCGCAUCGCGCAAACUUGGCGCGAGGCAGCAGAACGGCACGGUGGCGAUCCGUAUGCUAACCAGCCGGCCCAAGGCCCUUAUCCAGGAUCUCCAGACGGCGAUGACGACCCGGAUGAUGGAUCCGCAGGAGGUUCGCGUCGACCACCGUCGCGAGAGCAUCACCCACCUGGAGGUCAUCCACGUAGCCAACGUGGAAGUGGAGGUCCCCCGCCGCCGCAUCCGCCAUCUGGUGGACCACCUGAUGGUGAUGGUGGAAGUGAUGGGCCGGACGAUCACGACGACGAGCGCGAUACCGACAAUGAUGAUCAGGACGCGCGCGAGCAUCCGCGUCGGGAUGAACAUCGUUUCACCCGUAGCCCUUCAUAUCUAGCUAACCGACGUGUACCUUUGUACGAUACGCGCGCUGGUAAUAGACGAGUUCGUGACCCUUACGACCCGGACUACGAUGAUACAUUCCGGGCUGAAGGUCUCCGAAUGAUACGAAGAUUAGUCCGUGAGAAACUGUCUGAGAGUAUGCCUGACAGCAACGCGCUCAAGAACAUAAAGAACAUACCGACACCAUCGCAAUACGAUGGUACAGAUGACUAUGAGCAGUUUGAAAACUGGCUCAAGACGCUGCUUCGCUGGAUGAGUCUCUUCCGUCUAGGUGGAACAACACUUGACAAGGAACGAUUGUAUAUACUCGGUCAGUUCCUAAAAGGAAAGGCUGCUGACUGGUAUAAUGAUACUAUCGACACGCCUACCGCAAACGGAAGGCCCUGGACAUUCCUUGAUGCACUCUGUGGACUAUUCGACAGAUUCUUACACCACGCGACUGCUAGUACAGCAGCCGACAAGUUCUACGCUGCUAAGUACACCAAGGAAGCUGGUGUUAAUGGGCUAUGGGACUAUCUCAUUAAGUAUGCAGCUCGUAUGCCCAUACCACCUGACGACUACACGUUCGCACGUGUGUUCACAGAGGCGCUGCCGAGUGACAUCGGCGUUCCGCUGUUCCAGGCGAAGAACGUAUCGGUUGAGUCGACUCCUCUCCAACGACUCCGACGCCUCGCCCUGCAACAGGAACAUAAUAACAAGCAGGUCGCGGCCUAUCGCGCGAAACAUGCAGCGCGAAGUAUGUCAGCUAUGCCCAGCACUGCGGGUAAUGUUACGGCGCGAAACACUGAACAUCGCACCGAGACGAACCAUCGCGAUAGUCGAGGGCAUGGUGCUCAACAGGGAACUCGUAAGUUCAUUCGCUUUGUUCGUCGCUCUGAUCUAUUGGCCGCGGCAGCACGCGGAGGAGGCGCACCUCUAGUUCGCCCUAAGGGACUGCAACAGCCCGCCCAGUCUAGUUCAAAUGUCCGUGGCGGUGCAGCGCCUGUAUCAGGCAACCGUCCGUCGGGCCAGCAGGGUGCGUCACACCAUUCCCAUCCACAUGGUUCAUCGCAGCACUCGCGUAAGUGCUUCAACUGUGGCGAAGAGGGACAUUUCUCAAAGGACUGUCCCCAUCCACCGCGCACCAACUUCCGUGCUGCGCGUAUUGUUGAUGAUCGCGACGAUUCCGAUUUGAAUGACUCAGAACGCCCAUCCGGCAAUUCUAGCGAACCGCCUGAGGCUUCACCGGACACGGCCCAGGACACUCCUGUGUCUGCUGCCGAGGCAGUUAUUGCCGAAAACCAGGACGAAGUACUCGCCCAGUUGGAGGACGAGUACCUCGCCAUGGAUGGAUCACAGUAUGAUCCAGACGAGUACAUCGCUAUGGAGGAUGUACUCGAAGAAGACGAGUCGGAUGAUAUUGUCUAUUAUGGAUCGAUGCGUCGCAUCGACGUGUCACAAGUCGACAAUGACCUUGUGGAACACAGUGAAAUUUCUCAGGGAGAUCAUACUUCUUAUGGUCUCCGUGUAUUUCACAUUCCUCGCAAUGUUAGCCUGCAGGAUGACCAGGCUGCAAAUGCCAGUAUCUUCGAGCUUGAGUGGCGUCACGCGCUUAGUAAUGGCGCUGACAACAUCGAUUUUGAGUCAAUAGACAACCUCGCUGUGCGCGAGAUCUUGCGCAGAGGCCCGGCUAUUGAAGCCGUAUCCGAGAGCAGCAGUGCAUCCUACGAACGUUUCGCGGAUGAUCUCACUGGCCCUGUCCCAGUGGAUACUGCAAUAGCAGCUAGAUCGGGAGAUCUUGAUGUGAUGUCGAUCUCGUCCGACGAGUCAAUUCCACCUCUUGCAGAGGCUCCCGACGCUUAUAUUCCAAGUCCGGAUUUUACUGACGAAGAGACUUAUGCUCUUGCACUUACAGGCCGUUUACGCACGCUGAACCGCGAGCUUCAAUGGACGCGAUACGAGUUGCUUCGCAGCCUCGAGCGCUACCGACCGAGCGUGGAAGAUCGUGAACGCAUUCGCGAACGAAUGCGUGACCAGGAUUGGAUGGUACGUUCUAUGAACAUACCAGACUUACCGUCUGACUAUUCAGAUGAUCCCUCGCACGCUACCACCAUUGCACUUGCUCAGCAAGUGCUCGGAGACGACGCGGACAUGCACGAUCCGCCUCCGCCAUAUCCAGCAUUGCGAGCAAUGUUAGCUCGCGCCGCGCGCAUCCCGGAUGCGCCUAACUCAAGCACACAGUCCGUAGCAACACGCGCAACCGUGCGACGCACUGUAACGGGCCGCCGGCCAGAUCUAACACGGUAUGACCAAACUUGUCUUACCGCGUACUUGACAAUCAACGGGCUUCAAGCCUUGGUUCUGUUGGAUUCUGGAAGUACCACUGACUCGAUUAGCCCAGAUUUUGCUCGCGUCUCAGGCAUACAAGCAUUUGAGCUCGAGAACCCUGCUAUACUGCAACUCGGCUGUGUUGGAAGCCGUUCGCGCAUCAACUAUGGCGCGAAUGUACCCGUCAUAUGGGGUACUUUCCGAGGUGAGGUUUAUUUUGAUGUUGUCAAUUUAGAUCGCUACGACGCCGUGCUUGGCACGCCGUUCAUGCGAAAAUUCGGAGUCUGCCUUGACUUCGCACAGUCUUCCAUCCGUAUCGGACAGCAUGUCAUACCCGCCUUGCUUCCGCGAGAGGAGGAGGACGCCGCCAAUCGCCGACGGCGCUCCUUCCCUUCUCGUCGUACCGCCACAGGUGUGACGGUGCAGACGGCCAACCCGCCUGCGCCUCCGCCUAAUGCUUCACAUUGA